Molecule: messenger RNA, 834 nt
Organism: Metarhizium brunneum ARSEF 3297
Lineage: Eukaryota; Fungi; Ascomycota; Sordariomycetes; Hypocreales; Clavicipitaceae
Source: RefSeq, a predicted model, not a curated record
AUGGGCAUCAAAAGAUCAAGCCAACACCUUGUUCUGGUUGCAAUUUGGGCUGUGCUCUUUCUUAUAGGAUAUUUAAGCCUCUCGCCAUCACGCGAAGGCGUGGGCUUUAUCAAAAGCCCCUUUAGGCGCAGCAGCAGCAUUCGACCUCGGUAUAUUUUUGUCGAUCUUGGUGCCAACAUUGGUGACUCACUCGAUGCCUUUCUGGGGAAAGAAGACGCCAAGUUUCAGUACGAAUUUCCUCGUCCAGACUGGGCACGGUACGAGGAGGCCGGUAAGUUUGCCGGCAUUGCACAAGUUCCCAAGAGAAUGCUGGCUCAUUUUCCAUUCUGCAAAAUAGAUAUUUACCUUUUCGAGGGCAACCCGACAUUCAACCCGGCGCUUGUUGAGGCAAAGCAGCGACAUCGCUCUCGAGGAGUCAACGUCAACAUCUUUCCCUCCACGGUUGUAGAUGUCAGAGACGGAACUCGUAUGUUUUACUUGGAUACCAUAAAUGAUGAGCACGACUACUGGGGAUCUUCGAUUUACGCCAACCACCCCGACGCUGUGGACUCGGGCUCAAACGGAACCGAGCUCACUGCCAUUAAUAUCUCGAGAUGGCUCUUAAUGAACACUCUACCCCACGACUUUGUUGUGGUCAAGAUGGACAUUGAAGGAAGCGAGUACGAUGUUAUUCCGCACAUGGCAGAGAUGCGGGUGUGGACGGUCAUUGAUCAUCUCCUUGUUGAAUGGCAUAGCGGAUUACACGAUGAGGAUGCCGUUCGAAGAGCCGAAAUGGGGAUGAAAAAGUUGGUUGCCGAGGGAGUAAACAUGCCUGAAUACGAUUCCCCUGCUUAG